Dentiscutata erythropus is the source of this 128-nucleotide messenger RNA. The record is from the annotation of a GenBank genome assembly. Lineage: Eukaryota; Fungi; Glomeromycota; Glomeromycetes; Diversisporales; Gigasporaceae.
AUGGAAGAUGCUGAGAAAUUAUUCGAAUUUGGAUUAGAAUGCGUGGAAAAAGAAAACUUCGAUGAAGCAUUUGAACACUUUUCAAAAACUGCCGAUAUGGGCUUUAUUCAAGGAGUAUUCUGUGUUGG